CUUUUUUUCCUUUUCUCAACCUCAACCUCAGUCAUCCUCCAAUCUCACUGAACGUUGUCUCCCCUUCAUGUUACGCUGCGGAUAUUCUUCUUCUCUUUUUACAUCUCACCCUCUCUCAUAUUUCUACCUUAUCCAAAGUCAUCUUCCGAGUGAACCGAAAGAGAGAGUGAGCGAAAGUACUUCGGAUCUGGAAUCCCCGCAUCAUCGUCAGCACUUCUCUGAUUACGAAUUCAAGAUUGGCCCGCGAUCCCGUCAUCUCACUCAACCACCACAGUCUGCAAAUUCCCUCACUCCCAAACCUCACCCACACGAUACAUCCAAGGGACCACAGUCUGCAAAUUCCCUCACUCCCAAACCUCACCCACACGAUACAUCCAAGGGCAUCAACGCCCUCACAACUCCACCAAAAUGCGCACCCAUCCAGCCCCAACAGAAUGCGAAGUCAUCCAACCCGCCACCCCGCGCGGCCAAAUCCUCACCCCCCUAAUCCUAAUCCACGACGGCGGCGGCACGACGUUCGCCUACCACUGCCUCUCCCAGCUCGCAGGCCGCGCCGUCUUCGGCAUCGCGAACCCGCGCUUCCACUCCGGCGUGCCAUGGGAAGGCGGCGUCCCCGAGAUGGCGGCGGCGUACCUGCAAAUGAUUCGGAAUACCGUCACCAAGGGGAGGGAGUUCCCCGCCCAGGCGCCGUAUUCCUAUGUUACGACUGCUGAUGGGGGACGGCUGAAGAGGAGGAGGAUCUUGUUGGGCGGGUGGAGUCUGGGCGGGUUGCUCUCGUUGGAGAUUGCGAGGUUGGUUGGUGAGGAGGAUCGCGAUAUUGAGAUUGUGGGGUUGCUCUUUGUGGAUAGCGUGUAUCCCGUCUGGCCUAAGGGAUCGGAGGUCAAGAUUGGGAGGUUUGUCGAGGAUGAGAAGCUGGAGACGGAGGAGCCGAAGAAUGUGAGGCUUGCGAAGAGGGCGAUGAAGAUGGCCGGGCAGGUUGUGAGGGCGUGGAAGAUGCCGAGGUGCGGGGCUGCGAGUGAGACGGAGGUGGAUGUUCCCAAGGCCGUUGGCUACGCUGAGGCCGAUGGAGGCGAGAGGGCAGAGACGACGGCGGAUGGAGCGGACGUGGAGAAGGACUUUUACGUUUCCAAGGAGGAGAAGGAGACUGCUGAGGUCGUGUGGGAGAGGCCGCCGCGGGCUGUGCUCGUCAAGGCCAAGGAGCAUGUUCCGAUGCCGAUCGAGGGGAUCAGUUCCGUGGAUGUGUAUCGUGGGGACGAGAAGCUCGGGUGGGAUGGGUAUUGUCCUGGGUUCGUGGAGGAGGUGUUGUUGACGGAGGGGAGUCAUUUUGAUAUGUUUGCUUGGACGAAUUGUGACGGGAUCACGGAGAAGAUUAACGAGGCUUGUCGGAUCCUGGAAGGGGUUACUAUAUGAGGUGGAAAUGAAAGGAAUGGUGCGUGUGCUUUGCGAUGCAUGGCGUGGAUUGGGUUUACUUUUCAACGAGUACUUUUGGCACACGGAACAAAUAGAGCAUGGAGAAAGUAGAGGUAGAUGUCGUUGAUUUAAUGCUAAUGGAG
This is a messenger RNA of Colletotrichum scovillei, 1553 nucleotides long. RefSeq names its product thioesterase domain-containing protein. Bases 409 to 1410 code for a protein of 333 amino acids. The transcript has a single exon. The record is from RefSeq and is a predicted model, not a curated record. Lineage: Eukaryota; Fungi; Ascomycota; Sordariomycetes; Glomerellales; Glomerellaceae.